ACUUGCUUUAGUUCUUCCAGUCCGAUGGGGUUUAUUCGAGUGCUUGUGAUCAUAGUGUGUUCACAGAUGGCCCGCCGGACAAGUUUUCAAUGAAUAUUCUGGGUCUUUACAGUCAAAUGCCUAAAUUUACGGCAAUUAUGGAUAUAAUUCGUUUGUUGUGGAUAAUACGGCUUGUGUGGGCUGUUGAAGAUGUGUUGAUGGACUCCACGACGGCGACUGCAGAGCUGGGCUGGACGAUAUAUCCAUCAUUGGGGUGGGAGGAAGUGAGUGGAUACGACGAGAACAUGAACACCAUACGCACCUACCAAGUAUGCAACGUCUUCGAUGCCAACCAGAACAACUGGGUACGCACCAAAUACAUCCGGCGGCGAGGAGCCCAGCGGAUCCAUGUGGAGAUGAAGUUCUCCGUUCGAGACUGCAGCAGCAUCCCGAAAGUUCCCGGCUCUUGCAAGGAGACGUUUAAUCUGUACUAUUUUGAAUCAGACUCUGAUACAGCCACUAAGGUGUAUCCCGCCUGGAUGGAGAACCCUUGGGUCAAGGUGGACACCAUUGCGGCCGAUGAGAGUUUCUCCCAGGUGGAUUUGGGAGGUCGUGUGAUGAAGAUCAACACGGAGGUGCGGAGCUUUGGGCCGGUGUCCCGUAGUGGCUUCUACUUGGCCUUUCAGGAUUACGGAGCAUGCAUGUCUCUCAUCGCAGUUAAGGUUUUCUAUCGUAAAUGCCCCAGAAUUAUUAGGAAUGGGGCCAUCUUUCAGGAGACCUUGUCAGGGGCGGAAAGCACCUCUCUGGUGUCCGCCCGGGGCACUUGUGUACCUAAUGGAGAAGAAGUGGAUGUACCCAUUAAACUUUAUUGCAAUGGAGAUGGGGAGUGGCUGGUACCUAUCGGGCGGUGUGUGUGUAAGGCCGGACAUGAGUCUGUGGAUAAUGGGACUAUGUGUAAAGCUUGUCCGUUUGGGUCCUUUAAAGCAUCUCAAGGGGACCAGCAGUGUCUCCAAUGUCCCAUAAACAGCCGCACCAGCAGUGAAGGAGCUACCAGUUGUGUGUGUCGCAAUGGCUACUACAGAACCGACUCUGACCCGCUGCAGAUGCCCUGCACCACGGUUCCGUCUGCUCCUCAGAGAGUGAUUUCCAGCGUGAACGAGACGUCUCUGCGUCUGGAGUGGGACGUUCCAAAGGAGAGUGGAGGCCGCGAGGACGUGGUUUAUAACAUCAUCUGCAAGAGCUGCGGUUCGGGUCGAGGGGCCUGCACUCGCUGCGGUGACAACGUGCAGUUUGUGCCCCGUCAGCUGGGCCUGACAGAGCCCCGGAUCCACAUCAGUGAUCUGCUGGCCCACACGCAAUACACGUUUGAGAUCCAGGCUGUGAAUGGAGUGUCCGACCAGAGUCCCUACUCGCCUCAGUUCACCGCAGUCAACAUCACCACAAACCAGGCUGCUCCAUCUGCUGUGUCAAUCAUGCAUCAGGUCAGCAGGGCUGUGGACAGUAUAACAUUGUCCUGGUCCCAGCCUGACCAGCCCAACGGAGUCAUUUUGGACUAUGAGCUGCAGUACUACGAGAAGAAUGCGGUUGAGUCAAACUCAUCUCUGCUGCGGAGUCAGACCAACACAGCAGUGAUCCGGGGUCUGAAGUCGGGCACCAUUUACGUGUUUCAGGUUCGGGCCCGAACAGUUGCAGGCUUCGGACGUUUCAGUGGGAAAAUGUACUUCCAGACAAUGACUGAAGAGGAGUAUAACUCCAGUCUGCAGGAGAAACUGCCUCUCAUUAUCGGCUCUGCUGCUGCUGGCGUUGUUUUCCUCAUCGCUGUGGUUGUGCUCAUUAUCGUCUGUAAUCGGAGAGGCAGUGACAGAACAGACUCUGAAUACACAGACAAGCUCCAGCAUUACACCAGCGGCCACAUGUCUCCAGGAAUGAAGAUCUACAUUGAUCCUUUCACAUAUGAGGAUCCCAAUGAAGCAGUUCGGGAGUUCGCAAAAGAAAUAGACGUGACCUGUGUAAAAAUCGAGCAAGUCAUUGGUGCAGGUGAGUUUGGAGAAGUUUGCAGUGGAAAUCUCAGGCUUCCUGGCAAGAGAGAGAUUCUGGUGGCCAUCAAGACUCUGAAAUCAGGCUACACCGAAAAGCAGCGACGGGACUUCCUGAGUGAAGCCAGCAUCAUGGGACAGUUUGACCAUCCCAACAUCAUCCAUCUGGAGGGAGUGGUGACCAAGAGCACUCCAGUAAUGAUUAUCACUGAAUUCAUGGAGAAUGGAUCACUGGACUCAUUCCUUCGGCAAAACGAUGGGCAGUUUACUGUCAUUCAGUUGGUGGGCAUGCUGCGUGGCAUUGCAGCUGGCAUGAAAUACCUUUGUGACAUGAACUACGUACAUCGUGAUCUGGCUGCCCGCAACAUCCUGGUUAACAGCAAUCUAGUCUGCAAAGUGUCCGACUUUGGGCUCUCCCGCUUCCUGGAAGAUGACACAUCUGAUCCUACAUACACAAGUGCCCUGGGAGGGAAAAUUCCAAUACGAUGGACGGCUCCUGAGGCCAUUCAAUACAGAAAGUUCACAUCCUCAAGUGAUGUGUGGAGCUAUGGGAUCGUAAUGUGGGAGGUCAUGUCCUAUGGAGAGCGACCGUACUGGGACAUGAGCAAUCAAGAUGUAAUAAAUGCAAUCGAACAGGAUUAUAGGUUACCUCCUCCUAUGGACUGUCCAAGCGCACUGCACCAGCUAAUGUUGGACUGCUGGCAGAAGGACAGGAACAACCGUCCGAAAUUCAGUCAGAUUGUGAACACUUUGGAUAAGAUGAUCCGUAAUCCUGGCAGCCUGAAGGCCACUACCCCGCUUUCUUCAGGUGUCCAUCUACCUCUGCUGGAUCGUAGCACACCAGACUUCUCCAGCUUCAGCACAGUGGAUGAAUGGCUGGAUGCUAUCAAAAUGAGUCAGUACAAGGAGAACUUUGCCAAUGAAGACCUCACUACCUUCGAAGCCGUGUCCCAGAUGACUAUGGAUGAUAUCCUAAGAGUGGGGGUCACACUAGCAGGACACCAGAAGAAGAUCCUCAAUAGCGUUCAGAUGAUGAGAGCCCAGAUGAACCAGAUCCAGUCAGUGGAGGUUUGAUUUUUUUUUUAGAAGGGGAGGAUGGGGACCAGUUUAUACACCCCAGACCCCAGCGGACCUCUUCACAGAAAGACGCCCCCUCAGCAAGCCCAGCAGAAGUCACUUUCCAUGGGGAUGAUGAAGAACAAAUCCCCACAAGACCAUCAUGGUCUUAAUACAGCACCAGCACACUGAAGGCAAGCUGAAGUCUUUCCAAAGGCCAAAACUGUCUAUACACAUCAUUCUGGCUGCAUUUACAUGCACAUUUAUGAUCCAGUUUUAUGUGUUUUUUGCAGUAUUAAGCCCAAAGUACACUUCUGUUUUUAUGAUUAUUCUAUGGAAGGCCAUUGGGGCCAAAAUCUUUAAGCAAAACACAUGAGAUUUAAAUUUCAACACGCAUAGUUUGACUGUUUUAAUUCAUCAACAAAUAAAACAGCUAGUAAAAUGAGACUAUAUUUGCAUAUGUGCAUAAGUCUGUUCUUCCAGCAGCCAUAUUAGCGAUGUCUGAGCUAUUAUGGGAAUGAGAGAACAAGCUCUUCAUAAACUGCCAAUUAAAUUUGAUCAGUUGUGGCCUAAUGGUUAGAGAGUUAGACUUGUUAUCUAAAGGUCACAUGCUUCAUUUUAGCACCAGCAGGGAUUGUAUUAUAGAUGUGGAGAGUUAAAUCCAGCACUCUCUUCCACCCUCAAUUGAUCGUUUUCAUGUGACAGACAAAAUAUUACUAAUUCCCAUUGACCGCCAAAAAGCCAAAUAAUCAUUGUGCAAUAAGAUAAAAUGUUACUAAAUGACGUGAAACAAGUCAGGGCAGUACUUCUCCAGAAUUCCUUUAUAGAAAGAACAGCCAGAAAUGAAAAAUUGAUGCAAUUUUUGCCAAUUGGUAGCAUCAUAGACCCAUAACAAUCUAUUAUUCCUAUAACCUGUAUGCUUUUUAUAUAUAGUUUCUAUUUUAACUCGCAGUUUAAGUGCAAUUAAAGUAUAGACUAAAAUACAAGUCAAAUUGCAGAAGUGAAUGAAUAGAUUUUCUGUACCAGCAAAUAUUAAUCUAAAAUAUAUUAUUAAUAUGUAAGGAGUAUGUAUGCGCCAUAACGUCGUCACUAAUAACUAAAUGACUGAGGAACAUCCACAAAAUAGAUGUAAACAUCGCUGAAUUGGAGCACUGACAGGGACAUGAUGCUUAUAAAUGACUAAAAAAAGGCUGCUGAUGCAAAAUAUGGAUUGCAAGUGCCCACAAUUUACAUUGUUACGGUGAUCAUAUCUAUUUUGUUCUGUUUAUAUGUGUGAUCCAAAUAUUUGAAGUUAGAAAUAUUACUGGAUUGUGCUGCGUUUCUAUGUAAUUCUGCCAGGUUGCCGCACAGGUUACGUGACUGAAACUAUCAAUACCACAAUUGAAAUGAGCCAGUUGAACACCGAACAGCACCAAACCUACAGAUGUUCUGGCUGCGCGUUUAUGGUUUGUGUGAGUUUCUUUAGUUAAAAACAUCAGCUAAAUGCUAAUAUAAAUGAAAAAAUUUUAAUCAUCAGAAAAAUAUGACAAACUCGUUGUCGCUUUAAAGCCUGGUUUAUACUUCUGUGUCAAGUGACCGGCGUAACCCACGGCGCAUGCAACGCGCAUGGCUGUGCAUU
Messenger RNA from Danio rerio (zebrafish), 4689 nucleotides. The record is from RefSeq and is a predicted model, not a curated record. Lineage: Eukaryota; Metazoa; Chordata; Actinopteri; Cypriniformes; Danionidae.